This is a messenger RNA of Catharus ustulatus (Swainson's thrush), 1019 nucleotides long. RefSeq names its product egl-9 family hypoxia inducible factor 3 (gene EGLN3). The transcript has 5 exons. The record is from RefSeq and is a predicted model, not a curated record. Gene Ontology annotation, biological process: peptidyl-proline hydroxylation to 4-hydroxy-L-proline; cellular response to hypoxia. Lineage: Eukaryota; Metazoa; Chordata; Aves; Passeriformes; Turdidae. Bases 54 to 779 code for a protein of 241 amino acids. Gene Ontology annotation, molecular function: ferrous iron binding; peptidyl-proline 4-dioxygenase activity; L-ascorbic acid binding. Gene Ontology annotation, cellular component: nucleus; cytoplasm.
GCCUCUCAGCGCGGGCGCCCGCAGAGCAGCGGCGCGCCCGUCCCCGCCGCGCCAUGCCGCUGGGGCACAUCAUGAGGCUGGACCUGGAGAGAAUCGCCCUGGAGUACGUCGUGCCCUGCUUGCACGACAUCGGCUUCUGCUACCUGGACAACUUUUUAGGGGAGGUGGUGGGGGACUGCGUGCUGGAGCGGGUGAAGCGGAUGCACCGCGACGGGGAGCUGGCCGACGGGCAGCUGGCCGGCCCCAGCCGCGGUGUCGCCAAGCGGCAUCUCCGCGGCGACCAGAUCAAGUGGAUCGGCGGCACGGAGGAGGGCUGCGAGGCCAUCAACUUUCUCCUCACGCUGAUUGACCGGCUGGUGAUGUACUGCGGGAGCCGGCUCGGCAAGUACUACGUGAAAGAGCGAUCCAAGGCCAUGGUUGCUUGCUAUCCUGGAAAUGGAACUGGGUAUGUUCGUCAUGUGGACAAUCCAAAUGGUGAUGGACGCUGCAUCACCUGUAUUUAUUACCUGAAUAAGAACUGGGACUCCAAGCUGCAUGGUGGAAUUCUUCGAAUAUUCCCAGAAGGAAAGUCCUAUGUAGCAGAUGUUGAGCCCAUUUUUGACCGAUUACUUUUUUUUUGGUCAGAUCGAAGGAACCCACAUGAAGUCCAGCCUUCAUAUGCAACCAGAUAUGCCAUGACUGUGUGGUAUUUUGAUGCCGAAGAAAGAGCAGAAGCCAAAAAGAAGUUCAGGAACUUAACGGAUGCGAGAAAGAGAGAAGCACCUCUUAAUGAAGACUAAUCAGCUGUUCAUGAACUCUUUUGAGGAAAUAAGAUCCCAAAGAUGACUUCAAUUUCCAGCAAAUCAGGGCAAAACAUUUUUAUGCACAAGAAUGCACUGGUUGUGUCUGGGGUGUGCAUCUUACGCUGAUGGUACUUAAGGCAGCCUCCUGUCAUGCUGCAUCUGGUAGAAGAAAGACUUGUUUUCUCUUUGCCUUUUGCUGGAAAAAAUAACCAGGGUUUAAAAAAAAAAAAAAAAAGA